GGAAGAGGAAGAAGAUCCAAAGAAGAUUACCGAUUCAUAUAGCCGCGCCGGAGUUAUAUAAAUCCGGCGUCAGAUAGAAAGCCUCCAUCAUAUUCCCUCCCAUUGGCAGACAAAAUGAUUUCCGUCAAACCACUUUGUUCUCCCAGCCUCAGCACCGGCGCCUCAACCGCCACAACGCGCCGCCGUGUCUCCCCGGCUUCUUCUGUCAAGGUAUCAGCGAAGCAAAUCGUCGAACACGUGGUGCUCGUCAGAACAAAGCCGGGCGUCGAGCAUUCCAAGAUUAACGACAUGCUCAGAAACCUCUACGGCCUCGCUUCCCUCCCGCAGGUCCGCCAUCUCACCACCGGCCCGAUCCUCCGCACGCAGUCGCCGGCGCCGGCGUUCACUCAUCUCUUCCAUUCCCGCUACGACUCCGCGUCGGACCUCGAAGAGUACAACGCGCACCAUCUUCACUUGUCCGUGGUCAGGAAUUACCUAUUUCCCAUCAUCGACGACAUCGUGGUGGCCGAUUGGAUCUCCGAUGACUUCUCCGGCUCUACCGAGGUCGCCCCCGGUUCCAUAAUCAGAGCUAAGCUUUUGAAAUUGAAGGAGAAUCUGACUGAAAACAAGAAGAAUCAAAUUGUGGAUGUGACUAAAGGGCUCAAGCGAAAUUUUUAUGCUACCAAACCCCAGAAUUGGAAUUGAAGUCUUCAAUUCCAAUUUCAUAGUUUGAAUUCCGUGUACCAAACGGAGCCUAAGAGUAUUUUAAUUAAACAUUUAUCUAUUCU
Molecule: messenger RNA, 767 nt
Organism: Cuscuta campestris
Lineage: Eukaryota; Viridiplantae; Streptophyta; Magnoliopsida; Solanales; Convolvulaceae
Source: the annotation of a GenBank genome assembly